Messenger RNA from Alligator mississippiensis (American alligator), 8440 nucleotides. It is a transcript of the gene TMEM154, whose product is annotated as transmembrane protein 154. The record is from RefSeq and is a predicted model, not a curated record. The transcript has 7 exons. Bases 34 to 834 code for a protein of 266 amino acids. Lineage: Eukaryota; Metazoa; Chordata; Crocodylia; Alligatoridae.
UUUACUCAGAGAAACCCAAGCAGGAAACAGGAAAUGUGCACGUUCCUGCAAACUAGGGAGAAAUUAACACAGAGCAUCAUGUCUUAUCACAGAAAAAGCAAUAUGCACAAGCAAAAUGUCAUGCUGUUUUCUGUCCUGUUUCUUGCCGCAGGAUCCACCAGUUAUGGUGAUGGACAUGGAAUGACUCACUCACCACAUGGAUUUUCUUCAGGCCUCCAGGAUUAUACUCAUAGACUGGCUCACCUCUCAGACUCUGAAACAGAAGAAGAUAAUUCAGGAGACAGUCCACUAUUAUCACCCAUUGUUAUAACAACUCCUAGUCCAGAAAGAUCUACUGCACUUUUUACAGCUGCCCUUACCCCUGAUCUGAAAUCUUCCACCACACCAGAAGAGCCCGAGUUAGGAUUUGAAACAGGAAAUAAUGCAACUACUGAGUCAAAAGAUGAAAACAAUAACAACACAGAAAUGGAAGGUGUUAACCCAGCCUUAAUAUAUGGCGUCCCUGCAGUCUUACUCAUUGUAUUAAUUCUGCUGAUCAUUUCUUUUGUAAUAUGGCACAAAAAGAAAAAGUCUAAGCAAGAUGAACUGGAAAGUGAAAAUGUCAAAAGUCCUAUUUUUGAAGAAGAUACUCCCUCUGUUAUGGAAAUAGAAAUGGAAGAACUCGAUAAAUGGAUGAAUAGCAUGAACAAAAAUGCUGAAUCUGAAUGUUUGCCUACUGUAAAAGAAGAAGAAAAGGACUCAAAUGCCAAUCAAAGCAUAUAUGCAGCAAUUGUGAAUCUUGAUGUCAAAAUGGUGCUGAACUGGUUAAUGAGAAGCUGCAAGCAAAGCUCCUAGUCCCACAGAUACUGAAUAAACUGGAAAUGAACUUAAUCUCCAACAGCCAGAGAAGCAAAUGCUUUUGUGUUUUCCUGCUUCAUGAAUUCUGGAUAAUGAACACAUCACCAAGAAAAAAAAGCAUAGAAAUGUGUUACAUUAAGAUUGAGGAUCUGAUUUAAACUUACAUUGCAGUAAAAUUCAACAUUAAUAGAGAGAGACGCUUCCAUUAUCCUUUACCUGUGCAGGUUGUGGUAUGUAAGUCCACUCAGGUAGCUGUUUUUGUAUCCAUGGCUUCAUAGUUUUGAAUGUCCUUGUUUUAGUCAGCUUAAAUCAGACUCCUACAUUCAUGCCCAUGCAGGGGUUUUUUUUAAAUUUAAUUCAAUUUUUCAUCAUAGUGGAAUAAUUUGUAUAGGAUUCUCCCAUUGGUGAAGUAAAAAGCUAUGACUGACACCAGAUUUGAUGCCAAAUAAAUUAGACUACUGAAUCUACAUUACAGAAGAACGCCUGUAAAGCAGGCUGCAGCCUAAAAGGAGUAUAGUAUUUCUAAAGUGCUUUGAGAUUCUUAGAUGAAAGGCACUACAGACUGGAAAGUAUUACUUUACUUAUUAUUUAAAGAUUUCCUCAGUUACUGGGCUACACACUAUAAUUCUAUAUAUUCAGAGCUGUCCUCUCAGCAGUACUUUCCACUCAGGGCUUUAUCUAAUAACAGUAAACUCCAGGGCUAUUUAAUUUAAGGUACUUUCUUUGUAAAGCAUUAUGAAAUAUCAGACAACUUGGUACCAACUUAUACUGAACACUGCACCUGAAACUUCCUGGCCAAGAUAUUCAGAAGUAACUCCUGAUUUCAGCUGCUUCAAUUUUUGAGUACCUAAUUUGAGAUGCUUUAAAGAACUGAUUGUGAAAGGAUGGAAGCCCAGAACACUCUCAAAAUUGGGUCUCUUGAGAAGUUUAAAAACAAGAAUCCAAAGAUCUUGGCACCCAAGAAUUGUGCUCAAUUUUGUUUUUUGAACUAGUACUUAAAAAAAAUAUGUUCCAUGUAAAAUUUGUUUCUUAAAAGGUAGAGUACUAGUUAUCCUUUCAUAGCAAUGCUAAUGUUUUGGAGAGUAAGCAUUCUGAACAGUUUGAAUAAUUUGAGAUAAAUAAUUUAGGAAUAUUGUUGAUCUGUAUGUUUACAGAUUGUUUACAAACAUCUGACACAUCUCUUGAAUUUGUUCAUUACUGAAAAUUAAUUAAUUGAUAGCUUUUACACAGUACUUGGUUUGUACACUGGUCUCAAGGAGUUCGCAGCAAGCAUUCAGCAUUUGACAUCUCAUGCAGGGUGAUUUCAUUUUCCCUGACAGAAUGAGUCUAACUCUGAGAAUCAGGCUUAUAUAUUCAAAGAUUGGGUUAUCACAUUUUUAUGGCAUUACAUUUGUUCUCCAGCAUAUAUCUGUCCAAAAAUAAAAUUCAAAUGAAUGUUUUCAGGCACAUUUUUUCUAGCAUUUGCUUAGGUCUGUUAGCAGAUAGAACGUAAAUGCUCCUCCAGUACUUUCACUCCUUGGAAGGUACUGAUGGGAAGAUAGUAUAAGUGCAGGAUGAUGUUUCUGAAAAUGAUAUGACACUAAGUAUUGUGACAAUUUCAUUAGCUGCAGAGUUCUUUAGUAGUCAGAAUCAGUCUAAUAUUUUUAUAAGUGCAAACAUUGAUGGGAUGGCUCCACUUCCUUAAUUUCCCAUCAAUCCUUUUCUCCUCCUCUUCCCAACUUCUUCCAUACCCCAAAAGGUUUCUGUCACAUUCCUCCUUUCUCCUCUCUUCAUGAAGAAAAAUAUACUAUGUGCCUGCUCCCCUCAGAUUCAUCCUUUUGGCCUCUAUAAGAAGUCCAUUUGGCAAGGAGGCACAGGUGUGGCCAUACUGGUUUAAGUUUUGUGAAGAGUCCAAAGAUUAUGCUGCUCCUAUUGAAGUAUGCAUUUGGUUAAAUCCAAUACAGAGUCUACCCCAGUGGUUCUCAAUCUUUUUCAACUUGAGACACCUCUCAUUAGACUUGAGACACCCCACAGAAUAUGUCACCUCUCAGUUUUCACUCAGUUUUUGACUGCAGAAAAAUAACAGAACAAUUCUUCUGUUGUAAGGAACUGGGAUCACAACAGGUCAAAAUGUUUUUAACAUUCUGGAUUCCUAUUUGAAAUUUCUGUGUUUAUCUUGUGAAUCAUCUUUGUACAGCUAAUAGUGCUAAUAUUGUAAGGCACCUGAGGCACCUUUGAAAGGAUCUUAGAUUACUGGAUGUGGCAGCACCCUGUUUGAAAAUUGCUUGUCUAACUCAAAUACCUUGUACAGCUGGAGAUCCUAACACAGAACUUCCUCUUCAUAAGAAGAAUUUCUUCUGAUAUAGAAUUUAUGGAGGGAAUGUAACCAGCUCCUCUGCAAAUCAUGUCCCAUUCCCUGUGGUUCAAGCACUAGUACAACCAAACUGAACUUCUUUAUGCCCAAUCUUCCAGUUAUGUAAAGGACUUUACAAAAGCAAUGCUAGCAGACUCUCCUGCUCUAACCCAUACUAGGAAUUCAUGGCCCUGAAUCCAUCAUCAUCCCUGCACCCACUUUUCAACUUGAUCUCAGAGCACAGCUGGACAUAGUGGUAAAUCAGUAUCUCUGGGGAUUUUUUUUUCUAUUUCUUGGAACUUGUAUAGUUCAGACAGAUAUAAUACAUCUGGGAUUCUCUUUGCUAAUAAAAUCCAGCUCUAAGAUACUGCUCCUGCAUCCUGCCUUGGCAGGUGAAGCAUUGUAGUGUUAGUGCUAUAAUAAUUCAGCCCUUGAGGGCACUUGAGAACAGAUCACAAAUGUGCCAUGUACAUUCUCAGUAACUGUUUCCCUGAUCAGCACAUCAGAUGUAUGUGUGGACGCCUGUAGUGCACAUGUUUCUUUAGUUUUCUGAACUAUGAACUCUGUACCCUCUAGAUCUAAAUGGCUGCAUAAAGAGUAUUGCUAUAUUGCAAGUUUUAGUUUUUCUGUUAAGAACAUAAUGUAAUGAUAUAAUCCUAAAUUUUAUUGAAUAAAAAUAAAACCUGCCUUUUCCAGAGAUAGAAACGGGCAUUACUAGAGCAGCAGACACAAAUGAGAUUAUCUAACCUGAUUUACAAACAGCCACAGUUUCACAAGAGAGGUGACACCUGUUCUGUGAUAGCGCGCAAUUAAAGGUAGUAAAACAUUCAAUUACUGUAGGUUUCUAGAAGUGGGUACUUCCUGUUGUUUUACACCGGAUGAAUUCUUAGAGCUUUAGGGAAGAUUAAACAACUGAAGCCAACCAUUCACUUGACCCUAAGGGUAAGUCUACACUGCUCUUUUAGGUCAACCCUGAGGAUCACUCUUAACCUGCCAAAGCCACAAGAGUGACCUCUCUCCACCUCUAUAUUAAAUUUCAAAAUUAUAUAAGGCUAGAAGGGAACAAUGUGAUCCUCCUACAUAACACAGGCCUUAGGACUUCUCUGAACUCAAUCCUAUUUGAAUUACAGCAUCUCUUAGAAAAACACCCAAUUAUGAUUUAAAUAUUCCCAGUAAUGGAGAAUCCUCCACAGCUAUUCUUAAGUUAUUCCAAUAAUUACCCUCCCUGUUAAAAUAUACUCAUUAUUUCUUGUAUGACAUUGUCUAGUCAAUGUAUCUUAAUAUUCCUUUAUGGCUUACACAGAAGAGACUUCUGUUGUCAAAACUGUUAUAGAUUGCGAUCAUCCUUUUAUUUUUUAUCUUUGACAAGGUGAAUCACAAAAGGAUAAGUUUGGAUAGGACACCAAGGCAUCACCUAGUCCAACCCCUAUAUUAACGUUAAAUCAAAUACACCUCAAUAAAGACUGAGUUCCUCAAGCCUCUCACUAUUAGGCAUAGUGAUCCUUUAAUAAUUUUCAUGGCUUUUCAUCAAAUCCUCUCCAAUUUAUCAAUAUCCUUCUUGAAUUGUGGAACUGGACAGAAUAUUGUAGCAGUUAUUGCAUUCAAGCAAAAUUAAGAGGUAAUGCAAACUCUCCAUUUCUAAAUACUCCCCUGUUUGUACACCUCAGGAUUCCAUUAUCUCUUUUAGCCAUAGUAUCACACUGGGAUGAUAUGUUCAAUUUAUCCUCUAUGAUUGCCAAAAAUGUCUCAGGAUCUGCUGCUUCCCAAGAAAGAAUCCAUUAUUCUGGAAGUCUGGUCUGCAUUUUGUUCCUAGAUACGUGACUUGAUGCUUGGCCAAUUUGAAAUUCAUACUGUUUGCUUGCACCCAGCUUACCCAAGGAUCCAGAUCACUCUGUAUCAGUGACCUGUUGUCUUCAUUAUUUACUGCUUCUUCAGUAUCUUGGUGUCACAUGCAUUGUGUCAUUUUGAUAAAAAUGUUAUGUAGAGUAUAAAUAAGAAGUGAUCCUAGCAUGAUGCCACUGGAAACACUUACCCAUCCAUUGAUGAAGAUUCCCUCUGCCCAGUCACAUUUGAUGCUUGUAGGUUAGCCAAUUUACAAUCCAUUUAAUGUGUGCCAGGUGGAUUUUAUUAUAAUUUUGCAAUCAAAAUGUUGUGUAGUACCAAGUCAAAUGCCUUAUAGAAGCCUAUUAGGUUGGCAUGAUUAUUAAAUACAUUUGUAGAUUAUUAAAUACGUUUGUAAUUUCAUAAAAAAUCUAGCUAGUUUGACAGGAUUUAUUUUCCAUAUAAUCAAGUGGAUAGGUAUGAAAUAAUUUAAUCUCCUUAAAUGUUUAUUGAUCAAGUUUCAUAUUAGCCUUUCCAUUAUUUUGUCUGGGAUCAGUGCUAGGAUGAAAGGCUUAUAACUACCCAGGUUAUUACAUUUACGCUUUUUAAAAUUCAUAAAAUCAUCACUGGACCUUUCUUCCAAUCUUCUGAAACUUUCCCCAUAUUCCAAGAUUUAUACAAACCAACAUGUAAUUGUUCAGAGAGCUCUUUGGCUCUUCCUUUUAAAGCUUUUGGAUUCAAAUGAUCUGGACCCACUUCUAAAAAAAGAACAAACUGUUAUUCAAUAUAUUCUUGAAAUACUACUGGAAGGGAAAGUAUUUCAUUGUAUGCUACAAUAACUAAGGACCUACCUAAAUUGUGGUUUUGCAGAUUUCACAGAAACUGCAAAAUCUGGGGCAACCCAUGAAAUCCAGGAUUGCCUGUGAAAUCUAUGGAAAAAAAACUUAAUAAAAAUAAGUUUUUAUUAAGUCUUCCCCUCCCAGGCAGGCCUUGCAGCUUGCAGUCUGCCCAGGUAGUGAAGGCACUGGCUGGUGGGGUGACACAAAGCGGGCAGCAGCAGGAUGGCUGCUGCCCCAUCUCCAUCCUCUCCUUGCCCCUGGGGCCUCUCCACCAAUUAGCGUGAAGGGGCAGGGCCAAAUGAAGAAAAGGAGGGCGGCUGCCCCCUCGUCCCUCCUCCCCUCAGGGCUUCUCUGCCAAUCACCACAGAGGGGCAGGGCCACCAUGAAAUGAACCACAAAAUGGGCUCUUCAUACUGAGACAAGCCAUGAAGAUACUGUGAGUUAAGUAGGUCCCUAAUGAGAACUACAUUCCUGUGGUUCCGGCGUUCUUGUGGUGCAAUCUUCUGGCCUUUUCCCAAAUAAGAAAUAUGUAUUGAAUAUAGCACUAGACCAACAUCUUACUUAGAUUUUUGUUUGGCUGGUUGGUUUUUCUCCUGUUGUACAUUAUUUACUUAUUUCAAUGACUGAUUUACUAUCUAAUCUGUGUAUCUAAUCUCAAGGUGUUAUUUAAAAAAUCUGUGGAGACUCUAAGUUCCCUGCUGAUCAUCUAUUCAAAUCUUCUAUUUAAAUCAGAUCAUCUACACUGGCCAUCUCUUCUUUUUGCCCCCUUCUUUGACCACCUGUUUUAGGUUGACUUUUCUGUUCUCCAAGGUAUUCAUCUGCUCAUUUUGUCAUUUUGGGUGCCUAUAGACGAGCAGGGACGCUUCACUUAAAGUGCCCAUGUUGCUACUUUUAAACUGAUACAUGAGAUGCUCUGGGCACUUGAAUCAGAGCAGCUCUUGGAGCUACUGUAAUUAACUACCCACUCCCCUCCAUGCUCAGAGCACAUGUAUAAAUGCCCUUUGUGUCUUUCUAUUGACCACAGUGAAUUUGGACCAGUCCCCAACUUGGUUGCUUCUUUGGUUUUCCCCAGACACUGCUCUCAUUCCUCUCAUCUCGGAUUUUCUUAUUUCAAGCUUACACAUUUUUAAUAUAAUUUCAUUCCAUGCAACUCAUCUUUUUUAUGUGUAUUGGCUCUCAGUCUUUUCCUUUCCUGUCUAGUUUUCCUCACAACCUUGAUCUCCAAGAUCAUCAGAUCCCCACCCAAUCUCUGAGUAGACUUAAGCUAUAGAGACCUCAAACCACUUUAUUCCUGAAUAAGAGUACUCACAUGUCAUUUACUGCUUUAACUUUUGUUCAUUGAAUUUAUGCCUUUAGUUGAUGCACCUUGUAUUUCCUGAGUGAUCCCAUGUAGAUGAGCUCUCAGAUUUGCAAAAUAACCAGUGGGGAAACUAGCUGUUAGUUUAACUACAUAACUAUAACACCGAAAACCCCACUAUCUAGGGUAUAGUUUGUAGCUGUGUUGGUGUAAGGACAUACGUAGACAAGUUUCUUUGGGUAAAUCCAAUAUCUUUUAUUAAACCAACUCAAAUAGUUGGAAAAAUUCUUCUUAGCAAGCUUUCCAGCACAAACACCCUUCAUCAGGCUGAGGAAGCAUCUGCAGAACAUCUAAAUAGUGUUCAGAUACUAGUGGUAGACCAUCUGCAGAUGCUUCCUCACCCUGAUGAAGGGUGCUUGUGCCAGAAAGCUUGCUAAGAAGAAUUUUUCCAACUAUUUGAGUUGGUCUAAUAAAAGAUAUCGGAUUUACCCAAAGAAACUUGUCUGCCACUAGUAUCUGAACACUGUUUAGGACUCUGCUACUUACUGCUGGUUAUGAUGUUAAUCUGAUCUAUGCUGACCCAAUUUACUGUCAUUUUCUAUCAUUAUUACUGAUUAUUUGUUUAAGUUACUACUCAUCAACAUAAACUGAGAAAAAAGACUGUAUUUUUAAAGGUAUUAUUUGUACAAUGUUAAAUUUUCUCCUAGUUUGAUUUGUCCUAAGAAAUUGUUAUCCUUCUUUUCAUUUUCUUCAAUUGAUCCAGUAAUUAUUAGUCAUUCAUUGAUACAGAUAGAUGCAAGCUUCAUAAAUAAGUAUUUUCAUCAUGUAAUAUGGGGAAAAUAUGUAAAGGAAAUGGCAAUUAAGGACAAUCUUCUUUUCUACAAGUGGUUAAAAAUGUGCAUAUAUAUUACUGAUAGCUAAUGCUACUUAGAGUUAAUUGUACAGUACAGUGAUACUUCAUGAAGUUUAGGAUUCCCUUUAACUUAUCUCAAUACAGAGGAAGAAUUGUUUUGGUGUUAUAUAUUUGCACUUCAGUAGUCCAUAAAUAUCAAUUUAGCAACAGCUCUACAAACCAGUAUCUACAAAACAGAUAAGAUAAGCAAAUAAUAAUUCAUAAGCUCAGUCUAAUAAAAAAAAAAAUCUAUUAUUGCACUUUCAAUUUAUGGAAAUACUGUUUAUACCAGCAAAAAUGUUGUCAGGUGGCUGUUAAAGUGAUAUUUUAAUGUAAAUAGUUCAAAAUAGGAAUGUCAUUUGGUUGAAUUGUUUGUAAAAGAUUUAUAUUUUAGCAUUUUUAAUAAAAGAGUUUUAAAAGCA